AUGAUCCCGGGCAGCUUCUCCAACUGUGGAGUGGGUCCUGAAGCCCCUUUUCCCCGGCUGUCCGCGCGGGAUGAGGCUGAACGCAGCUCUCGCCGGGAUCAGGACACUUUGAAUGGAGCUCUGGAUGGAUUUGAGAGCUCAGGAUUGUGCCGGGCGCAGGGAGUGGCUGGAGCAGCGUCCCCUGGGCGAGCUCUGAGUCCCUUAAUCACCUCCAGCGCGAGAGGGAGAGAGUCUUUUAUGAGUAAUCAAAGGCAGCAAAAGCCAACGCUAACUGGCCAGCGUUUCAAAACACGAAAAAGAGAUGAAAAGGAGAGGUUUGACCCUUCCCAGUUUCAGGAAAGCAUCGUACAAGGUCUGAAUCAAAGUGGCACCGAUUUGGGAGCUGUGGAGAAGUUCCUCGAUGCCUCUGGUGCCAAGCUCGACUACCGGCGAUAUGCUGAGAUUCUCUUUGACAUCCUGGUGGCCGGCGGAAUGCUGGCCCCAGGGGGAACUCUGUUUGAAGAAGCGACCUGCACAGAUUUCUGUCUCUUCAAAGCACAAGAGGACAUGGAGACCAUGCAGGCGUAUGCACAGGUCUUCAACAAGCUCAUCAGGCGCUACAAAUACUUGGAAAAGGGAUUUGAGGAGGAGAUCAAAAAGCUGCUGCUGUUCCUCAAGGGCUUCACAGAGUCGGAGCGUAACAAGCUGGCCAUGCUAACAGGCAUUCUGCUGGCCCACGGCAAUAUCUCCGCAUCCAUUCUCAGCAGCCUCUUCAACGAGAACCUGGUCAAAGAAGGUGUCUCGGCAUGCUUCGCCGUAAAACUCUUCAAAUCUUGGCUUACGGAAAAGGACAUUAACUCAGUCUCUGCCAGUCUUCGCAAAGUCGGCAUGGACAGCAGGCUUCUGGAACUGUUUCCUGCCAACAAGCGCAGUUGCGAACACUUCUCCAAGUACUUCAACGAAGCCGGGCUCAAGGAGCUGUCAGACUUUGCCAAAAACCAGGAGUCGAUUGGGGCUCGCAAGGAGCUGCAGAAAGAGAUUCAGGACCAGAUGUCCCGCGGAGACCCCGUCAAGGAUAUGAUAGCGUAUAUCCGAGAGGAGGUGAAGAAGAACAACAUCGCGGAGCAGACCAUGAUCGGGCUCCUUUGGUCCAGCAUAAUGAGCUCGGUGGAGUGGAAUAAGAAGGAGGAGCUGGUCACAGAGCAAGCCAUCAAACACUUAAAGCAAUACAGCCCACUGUUGAAGGCGUUCACCUCCCAGGGCCUCUCUGAACUGACCCUCCUGCACAAGAUCCAGGACUACUGCUACGACAACAUCCACUUCAUGAAGGCUUUCCAGAAAAUUGUUGUCCUGCUCUACAAAGCGGACGUCUUAGGUGAAGAGGCAAUCCUGAAGUGGUACAACGAAGUUCACUCAGCCAAAGGAAAAAGCGUUUUCCUUGAGCAGAUGAAAACGUUUGUGGAAUGGCUCAAGAACGCCGAGGAAGAGUCUGAGUCUGAGGAAGAGGAUGCAGACUGAGGAUCUCCAGCGACAACAACCAUGUCAAGGCACAUCUUUGAAUGACGGAACACUAGAUGCUGUCUACAUGUUCCUCUCUGUCUGUUUUCUACCUCCGCAUAUCUUGUUCACCUGUCAGGGAAGGGCUGUACUAUUCUUUGAACCUACUCUCAGUUUAAAUAAAUACUUGUACUUCUCUUUAUGCUCCUCCAGGAGCCGGUCCCUGUGCCACAUUUAGCUAAAUGGAAACAAAUGUCUGUAAUGUAACAAAAAAAAAGAAAAAAAAAAGCUACUAUUUUUGGGAGGAGCACUUCCUCGUAUAUUUGGUCAGUUUGAUGGCAGAUUUCACAGCUAUUGAGUUCAGUUUUGGAUCUUUUUCUUUCUUUUCUUUUCUGCGUGAGAUCCAUCUGCGUAUCCCACGGUACGCCGUUCGUCCGAAAGAAAAACCAUUUUCGUGACCUCAUUUUACAGAUCUGCCAGUUCUGAGGGCAGUUUGAGAUUUACUGCCACAUCGGGGUCCGCUAUCGGUGACCGAGCUGUGCCAUGCAAAACGGCCAUGGCUGUAGUGGAAACGCCGCCUCAUGAGAUGUUUUUUUUUUUUUUUCCCUGAAAAACCGCAUGUAAUAGAACCAUGCUAACUUUGUAGGGUUUUUAUCCUUUAUCAUACAUUUUCAAAUAAAUGGAAUGUAAUGAUUUCCA
Molecule: messenger RNA, 2175 nt
Organism: Menidia menidia (Atlantic silverside)
Lineage: Eukaryota; Metazoa; Chordata; Actinopteri; Atheriniformes; Atherinopsidae
Source: the annotation of a GenBank genome assembly